This is a messenger RNA of Papaver somniferum (opium poppy), 2484 nucleotides long. Its product is annotated as 2-oxoglutarate-dependent dioxygenase DAO-like. The coding region runs from base 1246 to 2259 and encodes 337 amino acids. Gene Ontology annotation, molecular function: dioxygenase activity; indole-3-acetaldehyde oxidase activity. Lineage: Eukaryota; Viridiplantae; Streptophyta; Magnoliopsida; Ranunculales; Papaveraceae. The record is from RefSeq and is a predicted model, not a curated record. The transcript is spliced from 3 exons. Gene Ontology annotation, biological process: auxin catabolic process.
CAAUUACUUUAACUAAUUGCAGUCACCAUUAAACCCGUUCUUGAAAGAACUUGUAAUUCAAUCUUUGAAUAAUACAACUAGCUUUAACAUUCACUAUCAGUUGCCAGACCUGAAUAGAGCUCAUUGUAGUUGGUUCUUUCUUACUCGUGUGCAUGUCCAUAUAUAUCUACAUAAAAUUGAACAUCUUGAUCCCACCAAAUUUGUUCGAUCCUUUUAGUAUUGUUUCGGUUUCAUCGGAGAACAUUAAUAAUUUGUUUUGCGCUGUGCUGAAAAAAACAACUUUCAUAGGGACUCAAGCUGGCUGUGGAUGUCAUAGUCAAUUGGCGCCACCAAUGUUUCGGAAGCUAUUGGCAUAUCGAAAAUUCUCAACGUACCGCCAUAAAAACAAAGAACAAACCGUCCCUCUCACAAAACUUCACAUGGUGGGACCUCCUGCUAAAUCCCUGGGGCAUGGUGCCCAGUUUCAUGUGACACAAGUGGUGUUUGUCUUUGUGUUUUAAGCGGUACGUGUAGCAUUACUCUUGGGAAUCUCAAUCAUGCAGUAUCUUUACACUGCCUGGCUGCGCGCUUGUUGAAUACUGAAUCUUAUAACUGGACGUUUGUAUCUGUAGAGAGAUUAUGCAGGCUUAAUGCAAAAGGAUGUCAAGUACCCAGGUUACGGUUAACGGCCCUGGACACCUGGUUCAAUUAGAAGACGCCAGAUAGAUGAGAAGAAGUUAUUAGUCUGAAAUUAGUGCAACUAAAUUUCUAACCAAUCAGACAAAGAAACAGAUUUUGCAAAAGCAUUCUCCAUAAUCUGCCCCAUUAUGAUGUUUUAUGGCAUUGGGGAAGAUUAUGCUCUCUUCACAGAUUUAGCAAAACUAUUUCCUUUGCUUAAGAUACAUGAAUGGAACCUAUUGGAAUGGAAUACUUUCCUAUGCCAAGAGGCUGGUGCAACCAGAAAACCUUUGCACCGUUUAAAGAUACCCAUUGGUUUGUUGGACAGAGUAGGAAGGUGACUGCCGCUUUCUCAUCCUCUUUAUCUCCUAUACUUGAGAUGCUGUCAAAACUAACAAGACCAGAUGAGUUUGAUUUCUCGGCGAAACCAAUCGUCAAACUUGAAUAAAUUGCCGUACUAAAAUUCCACCUACGCAGAUCUAUAAAUACCACUUCACUCUAAAAGUCAUCAUUUCUUCCCAUUUCCAUACAUCUGAACUCUGUCUAUAGAACUCCGCAGAAGAAAUUCAGGUCUUGUUGUUGUUGCAAAUGGAGGCUGUUUCAAUUCCCGUGAUCGAUCUCCAGAAAUUCCCAGGGCAGUCUGCAAAGAUUUUAGAAGCAUGUAAAAAGUGGGGAUGUUUUAGGAUAAUCAACCACGGCAUACCUGAUAAAUUAAUGUCAGAUAUGAAACAGGUUGUUCGUUUGCUAUUUGAUCGACCGCUUGAAAUCAAACGGCGGAAUACUGAUGUGAUCGAGGGGAGUGGAUAUAGGGCCCCGAAUGAGAAAAAUCCUCUAUAUGAAGCAUUGGGUCUGUAUGAUAUGGGAUCUUCCAAUGCUGUUGAAACCUUCUGCACUCAGCUGGAUGCAUCCCCGCAGCAAAGACAAGUUAUAAAGGCAUACUCGACUGCUUCACAUGAGUUGAUAAUGGAAUUGUGCGGAAUGCUAGCAGAGAGUAUGGGCUUGACAAAUGAUUUGGCCAAGGGAUGGCCUUGUCAGUUCAGGAUUAACAAAUAUAACUUCACACAAGAAAGUAUAGGUUCCUCUGGGGUCCAGAUUCACACAGACUCUGGCUUCCUCACUGUACUUCAAGAAGAUGAUUGUGUUGGUGGUCUUGAAGUCAUGAAUAAAUCAUCCGGUGAAUAUAUAGCUGUUGAUCCUUUACCAAGAUCAUUAUGUGUUAAUCUCGGAGACAUGGCAACGGUGUGGAGUAAUGGUGCCUUUUGCAAUGUAAGGCACAGUGUGCAGUGCAAGCAAGCGGCAAUACGUAUUUCAAUUGCUCUUUUUCUACUUGGACCCAAGGAAGCAAUGGUGGAGGCUCCACAGGUGUUUGUUGACUCGAACCAUCCUCGUCUCUACAAGCCGUUUACCUACGAAGAUCUCAGGAAGCUUAAAAUCUCUACUGGAUUGCAUGCUGGUGAAGCCCUAGAGCUCAAGGACGGACCCAGGAAGGCUAAAUUUCCUUGUAAGGCCCGGGCUAGAAGCCUUGGUGGAGUAGAAUUUUUCUUUUUGGCUUGUGGACUGGGAGGACUACUCGGGCUAAAGCCCCCUUUAGCCCAGCUGUAGGUCCGUCAGUGCUAGAGCUUAUGCGCCUUGAAACUGGUGAUUGAUCGUAUACCCUGGGAAAUGAUCUACAUAACAUUGACAGAAUGAAGGAUUCUAUUUCAAUAACUUUAGAAAUAUUGAGAUUGGUCGUUGUUUAAGACCCCUAAAUUAAAUACAAGACAGACAUCUACCGUUACUGGUCUAAGUAUGUUAUUAUUAUCUUAUGAAAUUUAAAUGUUACCGGGA